Xenopus laevis (African clawed frog) is the source of this 3649-nucleotide messenger RNA. It is a transcript of the gene myb.S, whose product is annotated as MYB proto-oncogene, transcription factor S homeolog. The record is from RefSeq and is a predicted model, not a curated record. Gene Ontology annotation, cellular component: nucleus. The transcript has 16 exons. Gene Ontology annotation, molecular function: RNA polymerase II cis-regulatory region sequence-specific DNA binding; DNA-binding transcription factor activity, RNA polymerase II-specific. Bases 196 to 2430 code for a protein of 744 amino acids. Gene Ontology annotation, biological process: mitotic cell cycle; regulation of gene expression; positive regulation of transcription by RNA polymerase II. Lineage: Eukaryota; Metazoa; Chordata; Amphibia; Anura; Pipidae.
UUUGUUCGAGGGAAUCUCUGUUUACAGUUAAUUAGUCUUUCAUCUCUUCAACCUGUUCCCUCCUCCGGUCCCUCCCCUAGAGCCUCUCCUCCUUUUUCUGCAGCUCUUGAGCAAGUUUCAUUCUGGUGGCGCUGGAUCUUUUAGCAAGUAGCAACCAAAGCACCCUCCUCCUCGUCCCCUGACCUUGAGCUGAGGAUGGACAGGAGACCAAGGUACAGCCAGUACAGCUCAGAAGAGGAAGACGAUGAAAUUGAAAUGUAUGAACAUGAUUAUGAUGGCCUGUUAUCCAAAGGAAAACGGCAUCUAGGAAAGACCCGCUGGACUCGUGAGGAGGAUGAGAAACUCAAGAAGUUAGUGGAACAAAAUGGAACUGAAGAAUGGAAAGUAAUAGCCAGCUUCUUGCCUAACCGAACUGAUGUCCAGUGUCAGCAUAGAUGGCAGAAAGUUUUAAACCCUGAACUUAUCAAAGGUCCUUGGACAAAAGAAGAGGACCAGCGGGUGAUUGAACUUGUACAUAAAUACGGCCCCAAAAGGUGGUCAGUGAUUGCCAAGCACUUAAAGGGUCGUAUAGGCAAACAAUGCAGAGAGAGGUGGCAUAAUCACCUGAACCCAGAAGUAAAGAAAUCUUCUUGGACUGAGGAAGAGGAUAGAACCAUAUAUGAAGCUCACAAACGUCUGGGGAAUAGAUGGGCAGAAAUUGCAAAGCUUCUUCCUGGAAGAACUGAUAAUGCAAUCAAAAACCACUGGAAUUCUACCAUGCGUCGUAAGGUUGAACAGGAAGGUUACCUUCAGAACUCAUCCAAAACCAACCAACACACCAUAGUCACAAACUUCCCAAAGAGCAAUCAUUUGAUGACCUUCACCCACACUCGUGCUUCUGCUGAGCACUCUCAAGCUUCCACAAGCAGCUUUCCUUACUACCACAUAGCUGAGCAUCAGAAUGCUUCAUACCCUGUAGCACUGCGUGUGAAUAUUGUGAAUGUCCCACAGCUGGCAACUGCACCUGUACAGAGACACUAUAAUGAUGAAGAUCCAGAGAAAGAGAAACGAAUUAAGGAAUUAGAGCUGCUUCUUAUGUCAACAGAGAAUGAAAUAAACCAGAAGCAAGAACUACUGAAUCACACAGCAAGCUAUACCACGUGUCACAGUACAACUAUUGGUGGCAACCCGAGACUACAUGGGCAAAGCACACCCGAUUCGUGCCUAGGAGACCCACACCAUUCCACCCCCUCACCACAAGUGGACCACAGCUGUCUGCCUGAGGAGAGUGCAUCACCAGCCCGGUACUUUGGUGUAAACCUGUUAAUUCAGAUGAAGAACCUGGCUGAAUACUCAGAAACACAGCUUAUAGAUUCUGGUCCUUCUUCAUGGGUUGAACACAAACAUUAUGAAAUCAAUGAACAAGACGAUUCCUCACCUAACAGCACUCCCUCAGGCCAAACCUCAGAAUCUGAGGAUGGAUCAGGCAGCCUCUGCAGCCCAAUGCUAGUCCCUGACACAGAUUUAAGCGAAAGAAUGAUGUGUCAGGGCGCUCCUAGCUCCCUAAAUUCUGCAGAAGGUACUCUGUCACCGAAGAUCAUCUUGCACAAAAAGAGAGGGCGUCUGAGCUACUUAGUCAGUGAAGAGCGAGGUCUCUUCAACCUGGCUGACAUCAGCAGUUCUACAACUAAAUACUCCCCUAUCAAAAGUCUGCCCUUCUCUCCCUCCCAGUUCUUGAACACCUCAACACAACACGAGAAUUUAGAAAUGGAGCAUCAAUCUCUUACAUCCACUCCAAUUUGUGCAUCUCAAAAAAAUACCAUUACCACAUCUCUCCUCCGAGACCACGCACUGCGACUCCAGAAGGAAAACCACCUCCUUAGAACUCCAGCAAUAAAAAGGUCUAUUCUAAACAGUACUCCAAGGACUCCUACCCCAUUCAAAAAUGCAUUAGCCGCUCAGGAAUUUAAGCAUGGUCCUCUAAAACUAUUGCAUCACACACCCUUACAUCUUGCUGAAGAUAUACAGGAGGUUAUAAAGCAGGAAACUGAUGAAUCUGGCAUCGUACAUGAUCAUUGUAAUACAGAGGAACCUCUACUAAAACGAAUCAAACAGGAGGUGGAAUCGCCCACUCACAAGGUUGGCAACCUUUAUUUUUCAAGUUACUGGGAAGGGGAAAGCCUAAAUGCCCAACUUUUCAGACAGCAGUCUACCUUGGAUGAUACCUCAAAUAGCAUUCUUACCAGUUCUCUACUAAUGAAGCCUGUGUCUGAAAAAGAAGAUCAUAUAUUCAAAUCUUUUCCUGUGCAAAGUAUUAAGUCCUACACAAGCCCUCUGCAGCAUCUCAGCGGAACCUGGGAUGUCAUGUCUUGCAGCAGGAUGGAAGAUCAAAAGAUUCUUGCAGAACAAUACUGUAAAUACAUAAAAAACUUUUCUACACUAGUGAUAUGAGAAAGAAGCAGGAUCCAAACAAGCAUUAUCAAACCAUAAACACUUAACGGACACUUGGAAUUUUGUUUUACAAAUUCCUCUACAUGAAACUUUUGGGAAAUUUGUUCAUGAUUGGGAGAAAUUUGUUGUGGUACAACAGUUGGGAGAAGCACCAAGUGCAUUUUUUUGUUGGUUUAGCUUUUUUUCCCUAGUCGUCAACCCUUUUCAAGUUGGAUUUGAUCUGACUGUUACUAUAUAAAAAUAUGGAUGUUAGGGGAAAAAAGAAGACAAUCUUGCCUAUAUUUUAGGUGUUGCUUUUUGUAAUUUAGUUUUCUUUUUUUUCCAUAAAAUGUAAUAAUAUUUUGGAGAACAAGCAAAUUCAUAUGCACCAGUAUUGUUUUAUAGUUGUAAAUGUUUGGCGUUUUUUCAGAGCAGGCACUUGUCUGGGUGUUUCUUUGUCAACCUACAAAUUGCAUUGGUACAAAAAGAGUAGCAGUAGCAAGCAUUACUACAGUAUUUAUCACAGGUACAAUUAUUUAGAAAGCGGAAUCAGAAUUGUGGGUAGUCAGAACAGAAGUACCGUUUGAUAUUCUUGCAAAACCAUUACCCUUUGACGUGCGUGUGGAUAUUUUGUUUUUUUUUACUUUGCUUGCUUUAAAUUUUGUCGACAGGCAAUACAGAUUUUUUUAUUAAAGCAAAUUCUAUUUUUAUUCAGUAAUUUAAUUUUUUUAAUUAAAAUGCCAAAUGUUCAUUGAGUUUUUUUCAUACAUUGUUAAACACCCCAUCCCCUCCCCACUACCCUCCCCUGCUGCUAUGACUGUAGCAUGAAGACUUGCUGGCAAUGACAAAGCACAAAAGGGAUUUGUACAAAUAAGACAACUAUGGUGAUGUCUUCUUAAUAUGCACUAGCAUUUCAUACAUUUUCUUUGUUUUUUUUAAUUUAAUUUUAUUCUUUUUUUUUUUUUCUUUUACAUUUCUUCUCUAAGUAGAGAAAAAAUUAUGUGGGAGAUUGACGCCUUGCACCUUUAUUAGUUUGGGAGAAGACUGUGUUAAUGUCUGUUUUUUAUACUUCUUUAGAUUUUCUCUGUGUCUGAAGUCUUGUACAGUACUGCCUUUUGUGUAAAACGUAUACAAACCCAAGAACACUGUUUUUUAUAUACUUUGCUGCCUUGAAACAGGUAGCAUCCCUGCACUUAUUUUGUACUGCCCUAUAAGAAAUAAAGUGUGUUUUUAUAUAAAA